This is a messenger RNA of Polypterus senegalus (gray bichir), 3333 nucleotides long. Its product is annotated as NACHT, LRR and PYD domains-containing protein 3-like. The record is from RefSeq and is a predicted model, not a curated record. Gene Ontology annotation, cellular component: cytoplasm. Bases 1756 to 3333 code for a protein of 525 amino acids. Lineage: Eukaryota; Metazoa; Chordata; Cladistia; Polypteriformes; Polypteridae. The transcript has 3 exons.
CUGAUCAAUAUCUCUUCUGAAAUAGAAAUAUGUGGGAGGAGAGGAAAAUUGGACAGAUUUCCUUUAGAAAAGUUUCUAAUUUAGAGAUAGUGGAAUAAUUGUGUUGAUGGGAGACUAAAUUUGGAGUGUAAUUGUUCAUAAGACAUUGUUUAUAUACAAGUCUCUGGAUGAUUUUAAUUCCAUACACUUUCCAAACAUUAAAAGCUGUGUAAGUUUGAGAGGGAGACCUGUUAGGUGAGCGAAUGCGUUCUUCCUCUUUGAGACCUUUGACCUUGGUCAUAGAGGCAUUGCUUCUGAUCUUUUGUUGUCAUUGUGUAAUCUUAAAUUAAGGUUGUACAUUAUUACAUAUGAUAGCUUUAAGCUUCAUUUCCAGUAUUGCCAGGUUUUAUGGCUAUCAAGUUAAUUGUUGUGUUGGCACUUACAACUUUGGGGAUGAAAAGGAUAAAUCAGAAAUAGCUUACUCUUUCUCUCCUUCCCCAAAGCUCCCACCCCUCCAUUUUGCCUCCCCAAAUGAGACGAGACCGCACUUCAUGAAGUCCCAGUCCUCUGACAUGCCUAGAGACAAAUGCACAUCCUGAACGAAACAAGCACUCAAGCAGCGGUAUAGAAUGAAUAAAAUACAUUCAUCUGUUGGCAGUACAGUCCAAAUAGUAUAAGCCUAGAAUAUGAUCUUAAAGAGUCUUGAAAGAAUAAACCCAGGGUAUAAUGUUAAACAGGACCCAUGGAAAUUCAGAUAGCAUAUGACCGUACACUCCUAAUAUAAUAAACCAAGAGUGUAAUGUUAAAGAGUCCCAUGUGGAAAGAACAAAAAAUACAUAUAUUUAUAUUAUGAUAGAUGCCAUAUACUGUAUAUCCCGGUCAGGAUGCCCUUCUGAGGAGAGGACUGGGGGAGUACAGUUAUCAUCUGCAGUACCUCCCACAGGACACAAGAGGGCAGAGGCCACAGGACUGGAGCUUAGAAGCUCAUCCCAGCGGGGACCUGUGGCCACCACCAGGGGCGCCUGGACAGUUCCGGAGCUGUGGUCUGCAGCACUUCCUCCAGACUUGGAAUUUGAUCAAGGAGUACCUGGGGCACUUCUGGGGGAGCCAGAGUUGGGAGAAAGAGCGAGAGAGGAGUGGAGGCGGCAGAAAGAAAGGACAGGAAAGAGUUAAGAGCAUUGUGGUGUGCAAAACGAUAAUAAACGUGUGUGUUUUGGGACAUUCUGUGUCUGUGCCUGUCUGUGUCCAGGCUGAACUUAUAUACACACACACACACACAUAUUUUUUAUAUGAUCAACUGAGUAUACCUUCCACUGAUACCAUUCCAUCUGAACUAGUGUGGUGCUGAAGUGUCACCCGUUGCAGGGCUGCACUCGGGUCCUAAUCUGGGAUCCUGAGGUUGUCUGUCAUUUGGUGGGUGCAGCAAUACGCUGUAACUUCUGUAUGUAUUCGACUAAAGUCCUGAACUCUCUCAGUGUCCACAGCUCCUUCAUUACUCUCUUUCUUUCUUUCUUUCUUUCUUUCUUAUCACACUGCAGCUUUGACUCUGAAGUUGUCUAAAGUUAUUAAUGGAUUCCCUCAUGAAGAUCUCAUCAAGAUCACAGAGUACUACAAGCCUCAGCUGGCCUAUGUGAUGAACUUUGACAUCAGUAGCAUCCUGAAGCUCCUUAUCACCAAGCACAUCACCACCAAUGAAGAGGCAAAGGACCGGACCUCUUGAAGGAGACCCAGGCCAGUGUCCAGUCACUUCCCCUUGAGCCUCAUAUCAAAGAACUGAUGGUCAUCAAACAGGACAUUAAAGAUGAACUGGUCAAGACUGAGAAAACUCAGGAAAGACUUGAGAAAGCGGGAACGACAAAGAAUUGUGAGCUAAUCUGGACGGAACAGCUGUUUAAGAGAAGUCCUGAAAAUAAAAAAUCCCCUAAAAUCGUACUGGUCAGUGGGGUGGAGGGAAUUGGAAAGACCACCUUGGUCCAGAAGAUCAUGUCUGACUGGACAAGAGGCAUUCAGUACCAGAGAUUUGCAUUUGUGUUCCUGUUUAAAUUCAAAGAUCUCAACUUCCUAGACAAUGAGAAUGAGCCACUGAUGUCUCUGAUCACACUGAUUGUAAGACACUAUAAACAUCUCACUAAUGACAAACUCAUAGAAAUCCUACAGAAACCCGAAUAUCUCCUUUUUAUACUUGAUGGACUAGAGGAAUACAAACACAAACUGGACUUCACCCAGCGUCAGCUCUGCUCACUCCCAGAUGAUGAUGUUCCUGCUCAUAUCCUGGUCACCAGUCUGGUCAGUCAGAAAUUAUUGAAGGGCUGCUCAGUACUCAUAACAACCAGACCAACAGCCCUAGAGACCCUAGAUAUGGAGAGAGUUGAUCGAUUUGCUGCGAUUGUAGGAUUCUUCCCUGAACAAAGACAAAUGUACUUUAAGAAGUUCUUUGGUGAUGCUGCUCUUGGUGCUGAGGCUUUUCAUUAUGUCGAGGAGAAUUCCAUCCUGUGCACCAUGUGCUUCAGACCCUCUUACUGUUGGAGCAUCUGCUCUGCACUGAAGAAUCACUUCAUAACACCUAAAGAGUGUGGAACUUCCCCCAGAACCGCCACAGAGAUCUUUGUAAUGUUCCUUCACAGCAUUAUGACCAAUCACAGGCAACAAGCCAAGGACCGAAGGGUGAUUCUUGUUAAACUGGAAAAGAUGGCUUAUUAUGGGAUAAACAACAGGAUUCAUGUGUUUAAUGAGGAACAAGAUCUGCCCACCUUUGGCCUCCUGCCAGCCCUGUCCUCUUCGUUCCUCUCUGGGUUCCUGUACAGACAAAGCACUCUGGAGCACACAACAUAUAUGUUCUACCAGCUCAUUCUGCAGGAAUUCAUGGCUGCCUGCUACUUCUACCUCAGUCCAUCAGGGGGCAUUGAGGAGCUGCUUGUAAAUCUGGACUUGUGUAAAGAUGGCCGAUUUGAGAGUGUCAUUCGAUUCCUGGCAGGACUGGCUUGGUGUUCUAUGCUUAAAACAUUAGAGGGGAUCCUGGGGGAGUUUGAGGGGAAGACCAUAAAGCAAAUACAGGAGUGGGUGAAGCAGAAAGCUACAGGGGCGCUACAAGGUGGAGAUAAAAGUGAAGCUCUGAAGGUGUGUCACUGGCUCUGUGAGACUCAGAAUAAAGAGCUAAUUAGAGAUGCCAUUUAUGACAAUUUAAGGAUGAACUUUAGUAACAUGACUUUAUCCCUCUUGGACUAUGCUGUGUUGGCCUCUGUCAUCAGCUGCUGUGGAGAGCUUAAAGAAUUUAACCUGUCAGGCACACAUCUGACCCCAGAGUGUAUCAGGAAACUGGUGCCAGUGCUCAGCUGCUGCAGUAGACUCUGGUGA